Molecule: messenger RNA, 2090 nt
Organism: Bolinopsis microptera
Lineage: Eukaryota; Metazoa; Ctenophora; Tentaculata; Lobata; Bolinopsidae
Product: protein-serine O-palmitoleoyltransferase porcupine-like
Exons: 12
Coding region: 3-1376 (457 amino acids)
Biological process (GO): protein palmitoylation; Wnt protein secretion; lipid modification
Cellular component (GO): membrane; endoplasmic reticulum
Molecular function (GO): Wnt-protein binding; palmitoleoyltransferase activity
Source: RefSeq, a predicted model, not a curated record
UCAUGGAAGCUGAUGACAACGAAUAUUACCAUGACAACGCUUACUAUGAAGACAGUUACAAUGAUGAUAGUUACCAUGACAACGUAUUGGAGUCCACUCUACACUACUGUGUAUUACCGGUUGUAGGACAGGUUACUGCUGUCUUUCUCAAAAUCUUUGGUCUUGCUGCAAUCGUAAGCAUAUUAAAUCAGCUACAAUGGGAGAAGUUGACUUUCAUCCUAGACACACUGCUCGGGAUUCUGUGUGCUUUUCUGUUCUAUCAGUCCAGUACCCUCUUUAUAGUGUUUUUAGUUGUGAUAUCGUAUGCUGUCCUGAUAUUCUCCUCUAGCAGUGGAAAGUGUGGUGCUGCUAUUCUUCUCAUAAACUUAGCUUUUGUUUUUAUCUGUGAGUUGUUGGUUGUGGCACCUGAACAGUGGCACCAGAUCCGUGGCACAAUAAUCUUGCUACUGAUGAAAACAACCUCUGUAGGGUUUGAUAUUGAUGCAGGUGUAGUGGAUCCUCCUUCUCUGCUUCUGUUCUCUGGUUACAGUCUCUCUCCCGUCUCACUUGUAUUCGGUCCUUUCGUUACCCUCCCUGAUUACAAGAAAAGCAAACUUGCCAUAUUUGAAAGACAGGUGCUCAUUAGUAUUUGUAGUUCCCUCUUCUUGGCCUAUCUUAGUGUCCUGGUUUCAUCCUGUAUUUUACCUACUUUCAUCGACCCAUCUUCUCACACAUUGAUAAGAACGUAUCUCACUGCACUGAGUUUCCGCACAAGCCAUUACUUUGUCAGCUAUACUUCUCAAGCUUCAGCUCUGAUCGGUGGUUUUCAGCACUCAGAAAAGUAUUAUGUUGUCCAACCUUCGCGAGUUGAAAUACCAAGAUCAAUGUCUUCUGUUGCUGUGGCUUGGAAUAUUCCUAUGCACUACUGGCUCAAAACAUAUGUGUACAAGAAAUCAAGGUCUUAUGGUGUCUUUGUGGCUGCGUUUCUGACAUAUGCAGCUUCAAGUGUUUUACAUGGCCUGAAUUCCCAGCUACCAGCAGUUCUCAUAUCAAUAUUCAUCUUCUCCUAUGUUGAAGCAGUGUUGAGAGAGGAACUUAGUAUCUUGGUCAGCUCCUGUAUUCGUGUCCAGAAAUGUGUAGACUGCCAACACAAUAAUAAGGUAUUUGAACUACCUUUACGAGUAGCGUUUGUUAUUGUCAACAUCUUGCAACUGGCGUAUCUUGGUGUUAUGUUCGAUUCAGAUCCGUCCCAAACUGAGGGAUAUUCCUGGCUGAACACUGUUUUAAAGUGGCAGAAUCUUUACUGGUACGGUCACGUGAUGUGUGCCACAGGAUUCCUUUUUACUCUCCUUCUCCGACUUCUUAACAAGAAACUCAACAGGACGAAACAAGAAUAGAGCCAGCUAGUUGUUAAAUGUUAAUUGGGUAAAUUGAGGAGAUUUUUUUUGCAAGACAGAUUAAUUACUGACUUCUUUAAGACUUAAGAUAAUUUGUAUAACAGAAUUGCAUUAUAUAUGCACCACUCAUUAGCACUGUUAUUAGAAUCUGAUAAAUUUAAACAUUUAUUUGGAUUCCAGGUAUGCAGUUAGGAAAAACCUUAAAUUGAAAAACUGACACCAUCAUUGAACAUAAGUCAUAGCCCAAUCAUCAUCAAUCAGCGAAUUUCCUCGUUUUUCACUCAAUCACUCUUACAUGUCUCUACUUAUUUUUUGUUCAGUAUAUACUUUACCUUAGUAUAGAAAUACUAUACAAGCAUGUAACCCUUACAUUAUAUAUUAUAUAACCAUGGCAUUUGUUAGGGUACACAACAGGUUCAUGUGGUUUAACGUAAUAUCACAAGAGACACAGAAGUUAUAACCUAAACAAACUCAUAUAGGCACUAUGAAUUAGAUCUGCUACAGAUAUAAUUUGUUCGAGACAUUAUUUAAACUGUAUAGCUCUCAUAUAAUUAAAUAAACAUGAAUAUUGUGCGAAUGAUAAACUUAACUAUAUUAUGUAUUUCGUAUGGUAUAAAUAUCUUAUAGGUACUAUGUUAUUUUACAUUAACUUAACCUAAAUAAGUUUAACUUAAUUAAAUGAUACUUAAUUGGUGGAGGCUUAAACUUGGCCCU